CGUUGAGCAGCCGUUUUCUCGUCAGAAACACCGUAAAAACAGAGAGUACCGGUGAGUUAUCGGUGUGGUACCAAGGCUCGGUGUCGGUUAGCAUCAUGUCGAGCAUCCAGCUGCUCCGGGUCCUCGUUAACGAGCGGCUGUCUGCGGCCGCAGAGGAGAUCUUUGAAGCGGUGAAGAAGACCAUCGCGGGCUACGAGGAAGAGAUCCAGAUAUCCAGACGGGAGAUCCGCCGGCAGAGGAAAAUCCUGCAGACUGUCUCUAAAGAUCAGAUUAACUCCUCAGAGCCACCACAGCUUACUCUCUCUGUGUGGGACGAGGAGUGGAGCCCCAGUUUGGACCACAGCAACGUCAGCCAGCAGCCUCCACAAACAGAAAAGAUCCAGGAGGACCCUCCGAGCACACAGGAGGUGGAACCGCUUCAGGAACUGCAGGAGGACACGACCAUCAGGUUCAUUUUCACCUCGCCAUACGUGAAGAGCGAGCUCGAUGAGCUUCAGACGGAUUUUCAGAACAUAAAAACAGAAGGAGACCCUCUGCCGAGCACGUCAGCCGAACAGAACCAGACUAAAGUCGAGGAUGAGGACGGGGCUUCCGAUGUGUCUUCUGUAACCGACCACAGCGAUGAAGAGUGGAGGGGCGCUGCGAUAUCUCACGAUGACGACAGUGAGAGUGAAAGCUCCCCGAACAGAAUGGCGCCUGUCCAACCGGUCGCUCCAAAACCACAAACAACUAAAAAACUGAAAAACAGAAUCUCCUGUAAGAUCUGCGGGAGAGCCUUUCACGCCACCGUCUCUCUAGUCAAUCACAUGGAGGUCCACCCAAAGGACGUCUGCGGCGUGUGCGGGGAACGUUUGGAGACAGAGGAAGCGUUUCAAGUUCACCUGAAGACGCACGUGAAAGCUGAGAUCUGUAAGGUGUGUGGGAAAUGUUUCGGGGCGUCCAGCUCUCUGCAGACGCACAUGAGGAUCCACACGGGAGAGAAACCGUUUCGCUGCAACGAGUGUGGGAAAUCCUUCAACUGCCGGCACAACAUGAUGCGCCACUCCCGGAUUCACACGGGGGAACGGCCGUACUGCUGCACCGUCUGUGGAAAAUGCUUCAACGACUACACCACCUUAAAACGCCACCGUAUGACUCACGAGCAGAAGAAGAACAUGAUCCUGACUUACACUGCAAACGAAAAUGAACAUGGAGGCGAGACGGAGGCGAAAACGCCGUCGCCGAAGAAGCCGCUGAGUCGGACCGUUUGUGAAGUGUGUGGGAAAACGUUCCACUCCAUGGUGUCGUUGGUGAAUCAUGCCAAAAGUCACUCCACCGACCUCUGCGGCGUCUGCGGCAUGCACUUCGACUCCGAGGAAACCUUAAAGCUUCACCUGAAAACGCACAAAAACGGGAAAGUGUGCGAGGUGUGCGGGAAGUGUUUCGACAGCCAGGGGAACCUGGAGAUGCACAUGAGGGUCCACACGGGGGAGAAACCGUUCCUCUGCAGCGAGUGCGGCAAGUCCUUCAACUGUCGGCACAACAUGAUGCGACACAUCAGGACGCACACGGGGGAGAAACCGUACCUGUGCAACUUCUGUGGGCGGAGCUUUAGUGACCACUCCACUAUGAAGCAGCACACCAGCACACACACGGGAGAGAAGCCGCACCGCUGCGAGAUCUGCGGGAAAGGUUUCCACCGAAAGACAUACGUGAGGCUCCACAUGAAGAGCCACUCCAUGGAGUAGUAAACGGCGAGGUGGAGACGAACACUUUAGAAAACAAGAGCUGUUUUUACGUUUAAUGACGUUUUAUCAAUUCUUUUAGCCUUUCCCAAACUUAGGAAUGCUACGGCCCAGUUAGAGCCCUGAAAACCUUCUGGGAUCCUUUGCCCAAUCGAUUUGCCUUCAUAUUUUUAUUUCAUAAACAGAAAAUUUAAACGCCAACACUCAGUUUUCAGAGACAUUAGUGUUCCGAGGAAAAUAUUUACAAUCACAAAGUGCAGUUAUUGAGCCACGAAUGUUUCCAUUUGUUUUGAUCAAGGAUCUGCAAAGUCACCAUAAAUAUAACUAUAAAUAUAUAAAUGCAGGUGCAUCUGGAAAAAAUAGAAUAUCAUAAAAAAGUUUAUUUUUCCACUGUGAUAUAACCCUUUACCUACUGAGUCUA
Cheilinus undulatus (humphead wrasse) is the source of this 2145-nucleotide messenger RNA. Its product is annotated as gastrula zinc finger protein XlCGF57.1-like. The record is from RefSeq and is a predicted model, not a curated record. The coding region runs from base 96 to 1727 and encodes 543 amino acids. NCBI's taxonomy places the organism in Eukaryota, Metazoa, Chordata, Actinopteri, Labriformes, Labridae. Gene Ontology annotation, biological process: regulation of transcription by RNA polymerase II. Gene Ontology annotation, molecular function: DNA-binding transcription factor activity; RNA polymerase II cis-regulatory region sequence-specific DNA binding. The transcript is spliced from 2 exons.